GUACCUGGCGGAACACAGCCACUCUCUGGAGGCCACGGCGGUGACAGUGACUGUCCUGGAUGGGCAGAGCCUGGCCAUCAGCACCUUCAGGAAGCUGGACGGGAUGUGCUGGGAAAUCCGGCAGCGCUACCUCCCUGCCCAGGGCCCCGGACGCUUCCUCCUGAAGGGCCGUGGCUAUGGCAGUAAGGUGGAUGUGGUAGUGGGCGAGACGGACCACCGCAGCUACGCCAUCCUCUAUUUCCAGAAGGGCCGGAGCAUCUCCGUCAAACUCUAUGGACGGACCAGCCGGGUCAGUGAUGCUGUUGCGGACAAGUUCGAGCAGCGCGCCAGGGCUGUGGGCCUGAGCGAAGACCUGACCUACUACUUCCCCACAUACGGGUUUUGUGACUCUGCAGAUGAGUUUCACAUCCUUGAUG
Messenger RNA from Eurypyga helias (sunbittern), 416 nucleotides. It is a transcript of the gene C8G, whose product is annotated as complement component 8, gamma polypeptide. Gene Ontology annotation, cellular component: membrane attack complex. The annotation marks the transcript as partial. The record is from RefSeq and is a predicted model, not a curated record. Lineage: Eukaryota; Metazoa; Chordata; Aves; Eurypygiformes; Eurypygidae. The transcript is spliced from 5 exons. Gene Ontology annotation, biological process: complement activation.